Pezoporus occidentalis (night parrot) is the source of this 812-nucleotide messenger RNA. Its product is annotated as acidic phospholipase A2 PLA-2-like. Lineage: Eukaryota; Metazoa; Chordata; Aves; Psittaciformes; Psittacidae. The transcript has 5 exons. Bases 100 to 549 code for a protein of 149 amino acids. Gene Ontology annotation, biological process: phospholipid metabolic process; arachidonate secretion; negative regulation of T cell proliferation. Gene Ontology annotation, molecular function: phospholipid binding; calcium ion binding. The record is from RefSeq and is a predicted model, not a curated record.
CACACGGGGUUAGUCAAACUCCACACCAAAACCUCGGGAAAUGAGGGCCAGCAGGUGAGCAAACCCACCCCAAGGGGCAAGGACCUACACGAACCAAGCAUGACCGCUCUGAGGAUGAAGAAUCUCCUCUUCACCCUGCUCUUGGCUUGCGGGCUGCUGCCGGCCCACAGCAGCGUCCUGGAGCUGGAGCAGAUGAUCCGGGCGGCCACGGGGAGAAGCGCGCUGCUCUCCUACAGCUGGUACGGCUGCUUCUGCGGCAUCGGCGGCAGGGGGACCCCGGUGGACUCCACCGACCAGUGCUGCCACGCUCACGACUGCUGCUACAGGAGGCUGAGACAGGGCACAUGCACCCCGCUGGUAACCCCCUACCAGUUCGAUGUUGCUGAUGGAGACAUCGUCUGCGGUGAUGAGCAGAGCUGGUGCAAGAGAGAGACCUGCCUGUGCGACCAGGCGGUGGCUUCGUGCUUCGCAAGCACUUUGCCUUCCUACAACAAAUCCUACCUCUUCUAUUUCAAGCUGAAAUGCCAAGGAAGCAAACUCCAGUGCUGAGCAGGGAAGGGGGGGCUGCAAGCGAGGCUGCAGGGUUUCACUGGCUUUCCCUAUUGCCACGGCAAGAAAAGCCUGACACGGGGGCCAAACACGGCCGGAGCCCCUGCGGUGAUGCUGAGGGUGAGGAAGGGCACUCACACGUUACGAGUGGAGCUCCCCGUUCCCAAAAGGACACCUCAGCUCCCAGCCGUUUGUCCCUUCCUCCUCCCUUUUCUCUCUUGAUUCCAUUUCCCAGUAAAGGCAAUAAAAGGUGUUUAAAGUGA